AUGACAUUACGGCGCGAGGCGUGACUCGGUUCAACCCAGCCGCGCACCUGUCACACCGCCGCUGUGGAGGAGGGAGCUCCGUGCGCUCUGACCGCUGGCAGGACAGGAGGGGGGCUAGGUCGGCGUGCCGGGACCACCUUGCCGGCUUCUCCGACCUCCGCAGACCUUUUGAACGACUUUGGAAGCCAGAGCGGACGCGCGCAGCCCCGGAGAGUGAGGGGAAAGUGCUGAGGUGAUGGCGUCCUGUGAGGGAACCGGCGGAUUGCAGCGUUGGGACGAUGCUCUACACUGAGUGACACAAGACCCAGUCAUGCGUCGUGUGGUGCUGCAGAGUUAGAUCCAGCCCUGCCCCUGGGUGCACUGAGUGCACCUUGGGGCUCAAUGGAGUCACCGCCUCCCAGUGAGGGAUCUCACUGCAUCUGGCCUGCAGAGAACCGACCCCACACACUUCCCCCUUCCUCUUCCUCAGUGUGCCCUCCCUCUGUGGAAUGAAAACAGCUAGCAGAGCUCCAGCAUCUUGCUGCAGUUCCUCAGUUGUCCAGAUGAGGCGCUACAGGACGGGGAUGUACCCUUUCCUCUUUCCGUCCGUAAUCAGCUCGUUGCCCCUGCCCUCGCCCACUGAGAGGCUCAACCCCCCAAGCAGUGCAGGAACGCCUUCCCCUGUGGCCAUCGAGACGCAGAGCAGCAGUUCAGAGGAGCUGGUCCCCAGCCCGCCCUCACCCCUGCCUCCUCCCCGUGUCUACAAGCCCUGCUUCGUGUGCCAGGACAAGUCCUCGGGGUACCACUAUGGUGUCAGUGCCUGCGAGGGCUGCAAGGGGUUCUUCCGUAGAAGCAUCCAGAAGAACAUGGUGUACACGUGUCACAGGGACAAGAACUGCAUCAUCAACAAGGUGACGAGGAACCGCUGUCAGUACUGUCGGCUACAGAAGUGCUUCGCAGUCGGAAUGUCCAAAGAGUCCGUGCGGAACGACAGGAACAAGAAGAAGAAGGAGAGCCCGAAACCAGAGCUGACAGAGAGCUACGAGCUCUCGGCCGAGCUGGAGGCCAUCAUCGAGAAGAUCCGGAAAGCCCACCAGGAGACGUUCCCCUCUCUCUGCCAGCUGGGCAAGUACACCACGAACUCGAGUGCUGACCACCGCGUGCGUCUGGACCUGGGGCUGUGGGACAAGUUCAGUGAGCUGGCCACCAAGUGCAUUAUCAAAAUCGUGGAGUUUGCCAAACGAGUGCCUGGCUUCACUGGACUGACCAUUGCUGACCAGAUCACUCUGCUGAAAGCUGCCUGUCUGGACAUACUGAUCCUGCGUAUCUGCACGCGUUACACGCCGGACCAGGACACUAUGACCUUCUCGGACGGGCUGACUCUGAACCGGACGCAGAUGCACAACGCCGGAUUCGGGCCUCUCACAGACCUGGUGUUCACCUUCGCCAACCAGCUCCUGCCCAUCGAGAUGGACGACACGGAGACAGGCCUGCUCUCCGCCAUCUGCCUCAUCUCUGGAGACCGUCAGGACCUGGAGGAGCCCUCGAAGGUGGACAAGCUGCAGGAGCCUCUUCUGGAAGCGCUGAAGAUCUACGUGAGGAAGCGCAGGCCCAGCAAGCCUCACAUGUUCCCCAAGACCCUCAUGAAGAUCACAGACCUCCGCAGCAUCAGCGCCAAAGGUGCCGAGCGUGUGAUCUCUCUGAAGAUGGAGAUUCCUGGCUCCAUGCCGCCCCUCAUUCAGGAGAUGCUGGAGAAUUCGGAAGGUCAGGAUGGACAGAGCUCCGCGGAGGGGAACAGUCCGGGCAAGAACUCGGCCGAUCCGAAACGGGCCGCCGCUGCCUCGCCUGAGCCGGAGCCGUCGGACGGCGGCGCGGCCGCUUCAUCGUCCAGCGAGGAGCCCUGAAACCACAGCACCUAAAACCUCAAAUCCAGAACUACGGCCUCAGACAUUCCUUUGCACAGUACAGGUGGACCAUCGCCAGUCAGAAUGAUCUUUCUUAGUUUUGUUUUGUUGUUUUCUUUUAUUCACGUUUCAUCAGUUAAGAUAAAAACUGGCCUAAAAGGACCAGCAAUUCACGUGUAAACAAACAAAAAAACAACGGAAAUGAGCUCUUACUGGCAUCGGCACUGCGGGACUCGAUCUACAGCACACUCGAAAGUGCAUAUGCGUCCCGGAUGCCCACCUGUACCACGGAGGUGAAACCCCUCAGGCAUCUGUAUAUUCCUUAACCUGCAUGACGGGCUCUGAGUUUGAUUAAGUGAUUUUUGCGCUCCCUCUCUUCUGUCUUUCUCUUACAUGCUGGCAUACAUUGUACAUACCAUUGUAUGGGUAGAUCUCUGUAAGAUAAAUUUUGUGGUGCUUAUUUCAUUGUCUUAAACUUAAACAUUAUCGUUUGAGGCGAUACAAUACGUUUAAAGAUGCACAGAAGACAUCUGUCCACCAGGGGGAGAAGUGGUGCUGUUGAGAACGGAAAUAUUGUCGCUGGCGAAACUAAAACGCAUCUCGGAAAUUGUAACUUUCUACAUUGCUGUGCAGAGACAGCCAUUUGUUUGAUUUCCAGUAAAAAAAAACUACGUUAUUCAUUUUUCAGAUGUUUCUGAGGAGAUUAAAUAUAAGAAUAAGGACGUUUUUCAAAUUAGAGUUCAGACAUUGAGAUAUAGAGAAAGUACGACUCCUAACAACCACCUGGAAAACCGUGCUUGGGAUUAUUUGGAUCGUGAGAAGCAGAAAAUGCCAACGCAACUUGCACAACUGAACUGAAAAAUCUCAGCAGGUUUAUUUGAAAUCUGAUAUUAUAUUUAGUUUAGCGUUUCCUUUUUCCUGGUGCUGAGAAGUGAGUAACCUGUUUUGAUUGGUUAUUUUAACUGGAAAUGUAAUAAACGCCUGAGUUUUGCUCAGUGCUGUUAGACUUACGUUAAUUUAAAGAAAUUUUAUUCCACGAUAUUCCGAAAUAUCGGAAUAUUUCUAUUGGUCAUUGAGGCCUCACGCUAUUUAAAGGGCAGCUGCCGUUUUCAAAUGCUGCAUAAAAAUAACCGAGGUUUUCAUAGGAAGCCGCACGACUUCGGUGGUUUACGUGUCCAGUGUUCAUAUUCAACAGUGCUUUUCCGCCCCUAGUGGACAAAAAGUGCAACUGCACAUCUUUAAAAGCGGGGCUCAUUAUAAAGUCCUUUAAAGUACAGUUAUAUAGAAUGUUCUUGCAUAUAGACAGUACGGAAGUCUAAUAUUUUAUAUAUCAUUCGUAUAUUUAAUGCAGUUUUGUUUUAUUGCAUUUUGUUUUUGUUUUGUUUAUUUUUUUUUAAGAAAGCUCUACUUUCAUGUGUCUAGAUGAGAAAAGUCUGCAUAAACACAUAUACAUGUACCCAGGCUGCGCGGACCACCAGCUAUCACCUUUCGUGGGUAGUGAAGGGGGUCUGGUGGAACAGGCCACAGACAAGCAGUUACUGGUCAAAAUGAAGGAAAAUUGGUAGAAAAUGAGGACUUGUGGUCAGAGCGAGAGACGCACCAAUCAUGGAUUUUUACGGCCAACUCGGAUUUUAUUUAUCGACUGAUUUUAUUAGCCUUUUGUAGCUCAGAGCUCACACUGUGUGGGGUAAAUAAACACAUGAAAGACACUAAAUUAUAAAUAUUAUUUGAAAUUAUUACAAAUAUUAGACCCAUCCUGACCCUGCUGCCCUAACUAGGACUGAUUCGUUUAAAAUGAUCCAAUAUCAGUACCAACAUAGACCCCUUCACCUUUUUUAUACUAUCUUUUCAGUUCCAAACAGAAGGCGGGUGUGGUAAAACCUGGAACAGGGAGUGUGGUGCUGGAAUGGGGUACAUUAAUCAGCAGUCUAGCUGUUGGCUCAUGGAUGCUGAUGAGGUUUAAAACAGUGUAACUCUGAAUAUUAUUAUCCUAUAAAGCUGUAGGAUCCCAGAACCUCAGGUUUCUUCGAGGCUUCAGCUGUGUAACUGAGUCUGAUGCAGUAACUGCGUGUCUGUGGCCGGGAGUCAGUGAGGCGGCAGCGGCUGGAUCACACAAACGCACAUCGAUUCCGUGUCUUAAAGACCCGAAUCACAGUCCUUCUUUACAUACGUGUCUUUUUUGUUGUUGUUUUUGGCAGUAAAACUUGGGGACAUUGCAAUCUUCUCAAAUGUGGCCUCUUCGGCUGUUCUGCACCAGGCAGAGUGUAAACUUUCUCUCUCUCUCUCUCUCUCUCUCUUCCUCGCUCUCUCUCUCUUCCUCUCUCUCCCUCCCUCUCUCUCCCUCCCUCUCUC
Pygocentrus nattereri (red-bellied piranha) is the source of this 4235-nucleotide messenger RNA. RefSeq names its product retinoic acid receptor beta. Gene Ontology annotation, biological process: retinoic acid receptor signaling pathway; regulation of transcription by RNA polymerase II; cellular response to corticotropin-releasing hormone stimulus. Gene Ontology annotation, cellular component: nucleus; transcription regulator complex. Lineage: Eukaryota; Metazoa; Chordata; Actinopteri; Characiformes; Serrasalmidae. Gene Ontology annotation, molecular function: RNA polymerase II cis-regulatory region sequence-specific DNA binding; nuclear glucocorticoid receptor binding; nuclear receptor activity. The record is from RefSeq and is a predicted model, not a curated record. The coding region runs from base 489 to 1883 and encodes 464 amino acids. The transcript is spliced from 9 exons.